Molecule: messenger RNA, 1512 nt
Organism: Chaetomium strumarium
Lineage: Eukaryota; Fungi; Ascomycota; Sordariomycetes; Sordariales; Chaetomiaceae
Exons: 4
Coding region: 204-1280 (358 amino acids)
Source: RefSeq, a predicted model, not a curated record
CCAUGUUUGACGAGCACACUCCUCUAAGGGGCGACUCUGGCUGCGUGCGCAUAUGACUUGUUCGCUAGCUCCUGCAUGACUAAACACUGUUGGGGGGUUUGAGGUCGAUCUCAUGGUUCGGCGAGGAGUCAGUGAAGUGGAUUUGAUUGAAGCUCCCUCGUUCCCACAUCUUCGGUUCACUACUGCACUGAACAAUAUCUGCAAUGACAGUUGACGUCCUCUUCAUCGGAGCCGCGGGGCAUAUCGGAGCUGCCGUCCUGCAGGCGCUCAAGACAAAAUUCCCUGAGCUACCAGUGGCCGCCAUCGUCCGGUCGCAUAAAGACGCCCAGCACCUAAGUGAUGCAUACAAUGAGAACCUCACCGUCAUCCAGGGUUCGCUCGAGGAAUGCGAACUUCUCGAGGCAGCGGCAUCCAAGGCUCGUCUCAUCAUCAACUGCGCCCCUGAUGUGCCCUACGCGGAGGGGAUCGCCGCCCUGCUGCGCGGCCUCGCCUCCCACUCCAGUCGCGCCGCACCGAGAUUCUACAUCCACACCUCGGGCGCCGCCCGCCUGUGGGACCCUCCGAACGGCGACGUCGAAGGCCGAGUCUGGGACGACGUAGCCGACGUGGAUUCCCUCCCCGCCUCAGCGGACGCAACGCACGCCCCGACCGACAUGCAGGUCGCCGCCGCCGCCAGUCCCAGCGCCGGUGUGCACACGGCCAUCAUCUCGCCCUGUUUUGUCAUCGGACGCUCGCCCAGCCGCGCCCACGCAGCGCCCAUCACCUUCCCCCACUGGAUGGACGUCGUGCGCGCCGUGGGGGGCCCGUUCACCGUGGCGAGCGGACGGAACGUGACUUCGUUCGUUGACACGGAGGUGUUGGCGGGGCUGUAUGUGCGUCUGGUUGAGGACGCGCUGCGGUAUGUUGUGGGUGGUGUGGAUGCGGUGCCCGACGAAAACGUCUGGGGUGCGAGGGCGUAUUACUUCGCGUCGACCCUGGAGCUGUCGAUGAGGGAGUUCAAUGAUCGGUAUCUGGUCCCGGCGUUGAAGAGGUCGGCGGCGGCGGCGUGGUUGAAGAAGGAGGAAGCGACGGAGCUGUCGGUCGAUGAGGUGUGCAAGAUUGUCAUGGGGAGGUUCGGUGAUGCUGCGGAGGCCGGCCUCUGGAGUCGGCAUAUUGCGCAGGGUUUCGGAACAAGCAUGCGAACUAGGCCGACGAGAGCCACCAAGUACCUUGGAUUCCCUUUCGGGGAGGGCUUGCCGGGGCUGGACGCUGCUGUGGCGGCGAUGCUUCGAAAGAUCUGAUCGUAGGUACGACCCCAUGUGUUCUUCGUUAAUAAAGCUCCUCACCACAGGUGAUACAUCUCUCCCUUUUCUCCCUGCUCGUAGCGCCGGGAGCAGUCAAUUUUGAUUCCUGUCCCCUUACUCUGAGUGCUUUAGCGGAGUCGUCAACCUUCCCCUGUACAGCCAUGCGAGCGUUCGAUAUUACCGUCCAUGGACAAGGAAGCCCCAGCUGGCAAGCGCUGCCGUCAAAUGU